AUGCCUUUCCCUUGCAGGCUUCUCACCUGCACACCAAGCCCCUUCCCCUCCGAGCAGCAGCGGCAUCCUCGCAUCAGCGCUAGCCAUCCAGAGAGCCCUGCCACCCCCGAGGUGACCCGGGCAGGUGGACAGGGCUGCGAGGUCCCGCUGGAUCCUAUUUUGAGGAACAUAGAGGAGUACAGCCUUGUCAUCCCCACCAGCACCGAUUCAGAGGGCAGGUUCCUAUCCCACUUGGUGUCUGGACCGCCAAAAGCACGCUUCAGAAGAGCUGCAGAGGGCUUGCAACACGAAGCGGCGAAUGAGCAAAUAUUUUACAAUGUCACUGUUUUUGGAAGAGAGUUUCACUUCAGGUUGCGGCCAAACUCCAGGCUCGUCGCCCCUGGAGCAACAGUUGAAUGGCAGGAGGACUCUGAUGAGACUCACGUUGAACCUCUCUAUGGGAAUUGCCUCUAUGUUGGGGAUAUCACUGAUUUGCCAAAUGCUUCGGUUGCUAUCAGCAAUUGUGAUGGGCUGGCUGGCAUGAUUCGCACAGACAAGGACGAGUUCUUCAUUGAACCUCUGGAGAAAGGGGCCCAGGAGGAGGAGGAAGGAGGAGGCAGGACACACGUGGUCUAUCGCAGAGCAGCUGCCAAGAAGCAGUUUCCUAUGGAGAGCACAGAUAUCCAGUAUAAAGAGGCUAACCUCACUAAUUUGGAUAGUCUCGGCGGUGUGUUGAGCCUUAUCGAAGACCGGGUGCAUAGUUCCAGGCGCCGCUACCGCAGGCACGCGACCGAUGAUGAUUACAACAUCGAAGUUCUGCUGGGGGUUGACGACUCAGUUGUUCAAUUCCACGGGAAAGAGCAUGUUCAGAAGUACCUGCUGACCCUGAUGAAUAUUGUUAAUGAAAUUUACCACGAUGAGUCCUUGGGUGCUCACAUUAAUGUUGUCCUGGUGAGGAUAAUCCUGCUGAGCUAUGGAAAGUCCAUGAGUCUGAUAGAGAUUGGGAACCCUUCGCAAAGUCUGGAGAAUGUGUGUCGCUGGGCCUACUUGCAACAGAAACCUGACACUGGGCAUGCAGAAUACCACGAUCAUGCUAUCUUCCUCACAAGGCAGGAUUUUGGUCCAUCUGGCAUGCAAGGUUAUGCUCCAGUCACUGGAAUGUGUCAUCCUGUUCGAAGCUGCACGCUCAACCAUGAAGAUGGUUUUUCAUCUGCAUUUGUGGUGGCCCAUGAAACUGGACAUGUGUUGGGCAUGGAGCAUGACGGCCAAGGAAACAGGUGUGGGGACGAAGUCCGCCUGGGGAGCAUCAUGGCCCCCCUCGUGCAAGCCGCAUUUCACCGCUUCCACUGGUCUCGCUGCAGCCAGCAAGAGCUGAAUCGAUACCUCCAUUCCUAUGAUUGUCUGCGUGAUGAUCCUUUCGAACAUGACUGGCCUUCCCUUCCUCAGCUGCCAGGAAUUCACUACUCCAUGAAUGAGCAGUGCCGUUUUGAUUUUGGUUUGGGCUACAUGAUGUGCACAGCUUUCCGUACGUUUGAUCCCUGCAAGCAGCUGUGGUGCAGCCAUCCCGAGAACCCCUACUUCUGCAAAACGAAAAAAGGGCCUCCACUGGAUGGGACCAUGUGCGCGCCAGGAAAGCAUUGCUUCAAAGGUCACUGCAUCUGGUUAACACCAGAUAUUUUGAAACAGGAUGGACACUGGGGAGCAUGGAGUAAGUUUGGCUCUUGUUCUCGCACCUGCGGCACAGGGGUGAAGUACAGGACGCGGCAGUGUGACAAUCCACAUCCAGCCAACGGAGGCCGCACGUGCGUGGGGCCAAGCUAUGAGUUUCAGCUUUGCAACACUCAAGAUUGUCCUAAGGACUUUGAAGAUUUCAGAGAGGAGCAGUGCAGUCAGUGGGAUCCUUACUUUGAAUAUCAGAACACAAAGCACCACUGGCUCCCCUAUGAACACAUUGAUGCUAAAGAAAGGUGUCACCUGUAUUGUGAAUCCAAAGAAACAGGUGAUGUUGUAUAUAUGAAAAGGAUGGUACAUGAUGGGACCCGCUGCUCCUACAAAGACCCUUACAGCGUCUGCGUGCGGGGAGACUGCUUGAAAGUUGGAUGCGAUAGGGUCAUAGGUUCCACAAAGCAGGAAGAUAAGUGUGGUGUUUGUGGAGGAGAUAAUUCCCACUGCAAGGUGGUGAAAGGAACAUUUUCAAGAGUACCAAAGAAACAAGGGCACGUUAAGAUGUUUGAAAUUCCUGUUGGUGCAAGACACUUACUUAUACAGGAAACAGAUGCCACCAGCCAUAAUCUCGCAAUUAAAAAUCGUGAAACGGGAAAAUUCAUUUUAAGUGAAGACAACUACGUGCCAGACUCUAAAGUAUUUAUUGACAUGGGUGUGGAGUGGGAAUAUCGGAAUGACGACGAUAGAGAAACCGUGCAGACCAUGGGGCCUUUGCGUAAUGGCAUAGUUAUUCUGGUGAUUCCUCACGGUGGUGCCAAGAUAUCUUUGACUUACAAGUACAUGAUCCAUGAAGAUUCUUUGAAUGUAGAUAACAAUAAUGUUUUGGAAGAGGACUCGGUAUCGUAUGAAUGGGCUCUGAAAAAAUGGUCCCAGUGUUCAAAACCUUGUGGAGGAGGCUAUCAAUUCACAAAAUACGGCUGCCGGAGGAAGGCAGACCACAAGAUGGUUCAUCGGAGUUACUGCGAGUUGAUUCAAAAGCCGAAGCCCAUUCGCAGGGUGUGCAACCUUCAGGAGUGCUCCCAGCCCAUCUGGGUUACAGGAGAAUGGGAGCCUUGCAGCAAAACUUGCGGGAAAACAGGAUACCAGGUGCGAUCUGUCCGAUGUAUCCAGCCCCUGCACGAUAACACAAAUCGGUCUGUUCACACCAAGUACUGCAACAACGAUCGUCCAGAAGGCCGGAGGCCUUGCAACCGGGAGCUUUGUCCAGCACAGUGGAGAUUAGGACCCUGGUCACAGUGCUCUGUCAGCUGUGGCAAUGGCACGCAGGAUCGCCAGGUUCUGUGCCAGACCAGGGACAACGUUGCUGGCUUUUGUAGAGAAGAUAAACCAGAGAACGUAAGGAUUUGCAGACUACCUCCGUGUCCCAGAAACGUUUCUGAUCCUUCAAAGAAAACCUACAUGAUACAGUGGCUGUCGAGACCUGAUCCAGACUACCCCAUCCAGAAAAUAUCUUCAAAAGAUCAUUGUCAAGGAGACAAGUCAAUGUUUUGUCGCAUGGAAGUUCUCUCGCGUUACUGUUCGAUUCCUGGUUACAAUAAGCUGUGUUGCAAGUCCUGUAACAUGUACAACAACAUAACGGAGGACGACAACGUAACCGAGUCUAACAUAAAUAAGAAUAAUGUCCUUGAGGAAGAGCUCCUGACAACCCUCAGCACUCCCGUGGGAGUUUCCACCACACAAGCUGCCACCAGUCCUCCUCUCGUUUCCGAAACAAAUGCGCCUCUUUCCAAUGCAACUGAGGAGCACCCAGAAGUUAAUGCGGUGGAUGUUCCCUAUAAGAUUGACGGGCUGGAUAAUGAAGUAUCGCAGCACAACAUCAUUACCCGGAGGAGGAUACCUUAUGAAAGGACGAGGAAUCAAAGAAUUCAGGAGCUGAUUGCUGAGAAAAGGAAAAAAGAGACUCUUAGAAAAAUAAACUAGAGUGGAAAUAUGGCACAAACAACAUUUUUCUCUUAUAGAGAUGGUACCAAUAUCAUAGUACUGCCCAUGUCAUAGAGACGAAAAAUGGGGAAAAUCAAAGCGGUGCUAUGGCAGAAAUGCCAAAUUCUAAAGCCUACUCUAAAUGGGAAUGAAAGAUUGUUUCAAAAGUGCUAAUCUAAACACUUUGAUGGCUAGGUUUACAGGGUACGGUAGAGUAUUAGUGCAAUAUCAUUACAGCAUUUCACUGAAUCCAAACAAACUGUAAUACCUAGGCCAGGUUAGCAGGUUUCUAGUUUAUGGGCUCUUCUAAUUCUUCUAUGCCUGUGUAAAACUGCUUGGGAAUAGUACUGGGUGUUACAUUUAGGAUGGAGGAAAACAGUCCCAAGACGAAAUCAAUCCCCUUAACCGUGACAAGCAGGUGGUCAGCCCUCCUGUGAUGCUCCUGUGCAUUGCACAAACCCGGGCACUAACUCAGCCCUGGUUCAGGAAGGUGCUGAAGGACAUGCCAGGCUACAUGCCUCAGUAGAGCUGCUCGCGUGGCUAGGGCUAGGCAUGUGCUUACGUAGCUUUCUUACCCAGGUCUGCAUAAGGAAAUAUUUAGAAAAUUAUGUAGCCAUAUAUUUAUGUGUAAAUUAAAAAACUGACAACCAGUAGUUUGCAUAUUUCCAUAAACAAUCUCAAAGCAUUCUCCUAAACAAUCGAAUAUGUGUGGGACACUUAGUAUUAGGGUAGAUCCAGCCAACGUGGACUGACAACAUCCUAGUCUUUCUGUUUACAAGUAUCCUUAUUUUUUGAUAGUCUUUAAGCUCCUGCAAUGCAACAACCUCAGUGAUCUUGGUUGGUUGGUGCUUUUUUUUUGGGGUUUGUUUGGUUUUUCCUACCCACGUGCUGUUUAAUUUAAAAAAUGACUGGAUUCUUGUUGCCUUUUCUUUGGUGCUUUGUGAAGAAAGCGUUGUUUUUUGUUUUUUUUUUUUUCCUCCUGUAGUUCAAGGUUAUUUUGGAGGAAAUUGUUUCAUAUUAUCUUCCUUUCCUUAGGAGAGCUUUAUCAGUGCAAAAGUGAGCAGUUGUUCACUGUGCACCUACACAUAGACACACACACACACACACACACACAGAGACACACGCGCAUACUCACGGUACCAGGUCUGCUAGAAACUUAAAGAUGUGUAACCCGACAACCCUUUGAGUACGCUGUUUCCCCUCAGGGUCACCAUGAUUUUCAUAGAUAAUUUUGCAUUCCUGGUUGGAGAUUGGGAGACAAAUUCAGAUUGGCUCUUCUGCUUCAGGGUCGAUCUGUGUUCGAGGUUUGGGAGUGUCAGGAAGAUCCUGCCUUCCAGUAUUUGGUACCAGCAUUAUUUCAAAUAUUUCAAUCUGAGUGCAAGAACAUCUCAUUCUCCAGCCUUUUCGUUAGCCUGAGCUGUUCUUCAUUUGAAGCAGAGCCAAUUAUGAGCGUAUAUCAUCACAAGAUUGUUGGAUAGGUGCUAUAUUUCCAGCAACAUGUAAGCUCUUAUAUGGCACAGCUGCUGGCAAGGAGCUCCUGAAGUCUUGCAAAGCAAACCAUGUGCAGCUUCCCACUGCCAGCCUGGGCCCUGGCUUUGGCCAGCAAACGUCAUGGCUCGGUGGGCUACCCUGUUUCCACUUCAAAACAUGCCGAUUCAGCUGGAAAAGAGAAGGAGGGAGCAUGCGGGAAAAGCAGUCUUUGCAGCACUGAAAUGUCAGACGUGCUGCCUGAGCUGUGUGGCCAGAAAUCUUUGAAGGACAGGAGCCUGAUGUAACAGAAAUAACUCACGGACGUACUAGCCAAAGUAGAGAAGGAACGUGUUGAGAUGGUGUGACAACCUCAACUUGCCUUUCUUACAGAGGCGCAUGGUGAUACACUCGGAUGAGUGUUUUGGAGCAGCUCAGACAAUACAGUGAUGGGAGUUAUACUGAAGACCACGAAGAACGGGAAGCAUGACAGGAGUUAUCAAGAGAGCUAAGAAAUGUCUCCUGGGCCGAGAUCGCUCAGUCUCCAGCGGACAUGUCACCAGACGUGAGAGCAGUAGACAGUGCAAGCACCAGGGACACAUGGACACCUCCAGCCCUUCUGAGCUGACUUGGCAGGAUCUCCUGUUCCUGUUCUACACUAACCUGCUCUAACAGUUAUUGGAAGGAUGCUGCAAUGCAAAGUAAUGUGUUUUGGUUUUAAAAAGUAAAAUUAAAGCCCCACAGCAUAGCAGUAUUGAGCAGCAGGUACGUUAGGGCAGCUGCAGAGAGAAGAGCACAGCAGACUCAGAGUACAACUAGGGGGACAUUCAGCAUUUUCCCACAGGUGAAGUUUGCUUCGUUGCCCCUAUAGGAGCCUUCGCUUGCCCCCAGCCCCGUUCCGUAGGUGCCUGCUGCUACCGAACCAUGAGGCGCAGAUGAGCCCAGCACUGAUCCAGAGUGAGCAGCAGCUUCAUGCGGAGGGAUUUGCAGCUGCCUACAGUCACGACAAGUUUCAGUGACAGUGCAGGGUCAGGUCACACCUGUGUAAAACAGAGCAAUGUAGUAACGCGCACUGAAGGGUGCUAUUUGCGUGCUAUUUAUAGGUAAGUAGUGGCUAAAGCAACACCAUUCCAGCUGCUGCACAUAAAAAUCUAGCCAUGAGACCAGCAAGCUGUACUGGGGCUCACAGCAUGUGGGUACAUUGAGUAUUUCUUGCUUUCCACAUUUCCCUUGCACAGAUGUGAUUAGUGUAAAAACUCAUCUCUUCCUCUUCAGGUUAUUAUCCUGCCUUUAGGUCUAGGGACAGUAAAAAUAAACCACAACCCCAAGACUUUAAGUUGCCUAGAAGCACAUCCAAGCAUGUGAUAAACUUAAGGGGAAAAAAAACAACCAAACCCAAGGACAGAGAAGGGCUAUGGCUCAGGGUUGUGCAGGUGGCUACUAACCCCUUUAGCUCUCCUACCUUUCUGUUUCUGAUAUAUUCUGCGACUCCUCCCUGUCCCUUCGCAGGCUCCCCGAGGGCUCUCUGCUGUAGGCUCUUUACUAAACGUUUAGUCUCUCAUUCUGAUCCCGUGUUGGCUCAGGAGUUGGUAGAAGUUUGCUGCCUGGAUGGUGCCCUGUUUUACUCUCUGGAACUUGAUGGAGAUCCGCUCCUCCACCUUCAGAAGCCUGAGAUACCCCAUCUAAUAGCUUCUCUUCUUCUUUAAUAUCUGGAAUAGGCUUACCCAAGGAGGGAAUGCAAAGAAAUGCCACGUGAGAAAUGCCCACGGUUGAAACACUCCUGCCUUACAAUAGGCUGGUCUCUCCAAAGGACUUUUAAGUUAGCAAGCAGGGAAGGCAAUUUUAGUGCAACUUCAAGUGACCUGUCUGCAAACACCAUGGCAAAAGGCUUGCUCUGCCUUUGCCACCCAGUCUUUAAAAGGAAUUUGGCAGUUCUGUAUAUUUCAAGCAGUGUCACACAGUGGCCAUGGCCCCGGGGCAUGUCAGAGCCCCAGCACGAGGGGUGACCCACGAGGGUUAGCUCUUGCGCAGUGUGGACACCACUGGCUGAACUUGCAAAGCUUCAACGAUGUCCGGAAACCUGUUUGUAACUGGGACACUUUGCUCUCUCUGCAGUCAGUUCUCAGUCAAACAAACCAAAAGCAUUGUGCCAGUCGAGAUGGAAACUUGUGCUGCGUGCGGCACUGGAGCAGGCUCUCAGAAAGCUGGUCUGGGGCUAGGCUCCGUACAGUGGUCAUCAGCGCCCUGGUUCAAGGCCGAACAGCAUCCGCACUUGGGGAAGACUUGCUCCUUUUUCAGUCUCACCUGUUGGAGGAUAUGAUUUGUUUUACUUUUGACUUAUUUUUCUAGCUGUUCUGAAUAUUCUUCUGAAUAUUUUUCUAGCUGUUACUUGGGGAACACUGGAAUCACAUGUGAAAGGGAAGCUUCACAUUAGACUGCUGAAGACUGAGGAGCUGGUGGGCACAGACUGGCCCGUCUCCCUGCCGCACACGGCCACCAGCUGCCUUCUCCAUACAGUCCUCCUGAGCGAGGGGAAAAAAAAAAAGUCUUUCCUCAUACCAGGAAAGCUUUUCAAGCUGAUUUCGUAUGUCAGAAGAUGUUUUUGAGAUGCUCCUCAAGAAGAUGGGUUCCUAAGACAGUAUACCAUGCCACCCUGCUGAAAACCCAGAGCAGAGCUCUACUGAUUCAGAAAAAGUAAUACAAAGCAGUGGAGGCGGGGGCUGCUCACGGCUGUGCUUUGGUCCUUCUCCUGCCAUGGAAUUUUUUUUGGUCACUUGCUAGUCAGCUGAACUUUAGACAACUGUUUCCUCUUUCGUACAGUGCUGUAAUUGGGCAAAAGCAUCGUCGUCGUUUGCCUUCUUUAACCAUUAUGCUGUUGCCCAGGUACUGCAUUUUGAGACAUAAUGAGCAGAGAGUCGUAUUUUAAUUUAACUUAGUUUCCAAAAGCUAAAGAAAGCAGAUUUAUAAGCAAAUCGAUUUAAAUUCCUGCAGACACUGCUUAAUCUGAGAGCUACAGCAAUGUAGUCCCAUUGAGCAAUGCAUUUUCUGAUAUAUGCUCAUCCAACCGUACAACUACACAGCUUUCUAAAUUAGCAUUUUUCUAUUUGUCUAAGCUUAAAAUCCAGGUGUCAGCCCCUCACAAAAAAAAAAAGAAAAAAGAAAAAAAUCCCAAACCAAUUCUGUUAUUUCUUUUGGCUCCAAUCUACUUCUAUUUUUUUUCAGUCACAUUCCUUUAAAAAAUUCUGUAAUCUCUUAUGAAUGCAUCACUUUUUCUAUUAACAUAUCCAUUCAAUAUUUAGAGUCUCACAGUAGCUACAUAGAUGCUUUCAGGUAUUUUGAGAAUUCUAUAAAUGGUGCUUUACCAGUACUCAAAGGGUUUUAUGUUUUAUUUUAUUAUGUAAUGCAUUUUAUAUCUUAUUUACUCACCUACAAUGCACAGUAUUAGCUAUGUUCAUCUGAAUAUCUAUAUGUGACUUCCAUUCACUUACAUAUGCCUUAACAGAAAUUGCA
This is a messenger RNA of Struthio camelus australis, 8601 nucleotides long. NCBI's taxonomy places the organism in Eukaryota, Metazoa, Chordata, Aves, Struthioniformes, Struthionidae. The record is from RefSeq and is a predicted model, not a curated record.